AUGUUCUUGAGGAGAGGGUUUGCUUUUACUAGCCCUCAAAAUGUUUUGAGGGCCUGCAGCUUUUGCUCAAAAGCAUUUCCUGGGGGAAGCAUUGGAAGCGAGAAUGAAAGAGUAGCUCAUUCAAAUAGUAUUGCAAAUGGUUCAUCCAGGCCUCAGUUAACUCCAUUGUUCCCUGAUGAUAAACCUCGUUCAGUUGCUUAUGAUAUUGAACUUGUAGAUGACGAUACUUGGGCAGUUUCAUGUGGUUUAGCAAGAGCAUGGGAAGGGAGAGAAAAGGGCUGGUCUGGCCUUGAAAAUAGAUACUCCUUAGAGGAUGAGGCUCAUGACCCAGUUGAUUACUGUGAUUCGGAUUUUGAUGAUAUCGACAACAUGAGAAUACGUGGAAAUCUCUUCUACAAACUUGACCGAGGAUCCAAAGAGUUUGAUGAAUAUAGCCUUGAUUUUCAUAGGAAGAAAAAGUCUAUAAAGGAAAAGGAAAAUAGGGAGAAAAGUAGAAGCAAAGUAAAUGAUAAACUCGAUAAGUGUUUGCCAAGUGGCCAAGUAAAGCUUCCUGAACAUCUGAAGAACAAAUAUGUAAUAGUUGAAAGGGAGAAUGAUGAUGUUGAGAAGAAGCUUAGGACACCCACAUUUAAUCAACUUACCGGUCUUUACCAUGAGCCAUUUUGUCUUGAUAUAUACAUAUCAAAGGCCUCAGUUCGAGCCUGCAUCAUUCACCGAGUGACUAGUAAGGUUGUUGCUGUGGCACAUUCAAUUUCUAAAGACAUGAAAUUUGACCUGACUUCGAGGAAGGAUUCCUCUGCCUGUGCUGCUGUAGGGGCUGUUUUGGCCCAGAGAGCAUUGGCUGAUGAUAUCCACAAUCUGAUAUACACACCAAGAAAAGGUGAGAGGAUAGAAGGGAAGCUUCAAGUUGUGCUUCAGUCUGUUAUUGAUAAUGGGAUUAAUGUUAAGGUAAAAAUUAAGCAGCAAAAGAGACCCAGAAAGUUGGAAGUCCACCUUUAGCAUAGACGGACGAAGAUCAUGAGGUCGCCCUUUUGAUAUCAAAAUGGCAAGCUCAAGUGAGAGUGAACGCAAGGAACCAGUGAAUGAGCAAAUGGUUGCAAACAUGUACGGUGCUUUAAGGUCAGAAUUGAAUCAGAUAUACUCAAAAAUCACAGAACUCGAAAUGGAAGUCAGUGAACAUUCUCUUGUUAUUUCCGCAAUUGAGCCACUUGACCCAUCAAGAAGAUGCUACAGAAUGAUCGGUGGAGUGCUGGUUGAAAGAACUAUCAAAGAGGUCCUGCCGGCUGUCCAACGCAACAAAGAGGGACUCGAGGAGGUUAUUUCAAGACUCCAUGAGGCAUUGGAGAAGAAGAAGAAGGAGAUAUCUGACUUGGAGGCCAAAUACAAGAUCAGGAUUAGAAAGCAUGAUGGUGAGGCUAAGGAGGAAGACAGUGGGCGGAAAGAAGGUGCAGCCCAAGGAGUCUUAGUAGGCCCUGCAGGUGAAAGCUAAAACUCUCAACCCCAUCAUGAACUUUUAUCAUCAUAUUCUUGUAGUUUCAUCCUGAUGGUUCACUGUUAUAAGCAUGUUUGUGUGAAUUUUUGUUUUGACAAACUUCCAGUUCUCAAUAGGAAGAUUCCUGGACUUGUAUGGUAUAUAUAGAUGAUUUUGAGGGGAAAGAAUUGACUUCUCAUUGUUUUGAUUUGAUAUGGAAGUUUUUCCCUCUAGUUUUAGAA
Cucumis melo (muskmelon) is the source of this 1713-nucleotide messenger RNA. RefSeq lists its product as uncharacterized. The coding region runs from base 1 to 999 and encodes 332 amino acids. Gene Ontology annotation, molecular function: 5S rRNA binding; structural constituent of ribosome. Gene Ontology annotation, biological process: translation. NCBI's taxonomy places the organism in Eukaryota, Viridiplantae, Streptophyta, Magnoliopsida, Cucurbitales, Cucurbitaceae. The record is from RefSeq and is a predicted model, not a curated record. Gene Ontology annotation, cellular component: ribosome. The transcript has 2 exons.